CAACUAUUUGAUCCGGAACAUCUUUAGAGAUACCGAAAAUGAGAAUCCAGCUUGGUCUAGAGAGUCUCUUGGCGAUUGGCGCCUUCUGUACCCACUGUGCUGCUCAAACCUUCCAGAGGCUUGGAACAUGUCCAACAUUGGGUUGUAUUAUUCCACCUGACCAAGCCGACUUCCUCCCAGGCCAACGGUUUGACAUCAGAGCCGAGGUGCACGCUCCCUUGAACGGAAGUGAAGCAAUUCGUGGCUACACCACUCCCGAUCCCAACUUCACUCUGACCAUCGAGCGCGAGGGCGGGAAUUCUCAACCAGUCUCAGCCUUUUUCAAACUCACAGAACCAAAGCUCGAGACCUGGAACUUCACUUGGUACGAAGAUCUGUUUGCUCAAGCCGCCAAAACUCCGUCACAGGUCAGAGUUGCGUCCAAGGCAUGGAGAAAUGUUGCUCUGUAUGAGCCAGGGCAAUAUAUUGCGACAUUGAAGUAUCGUAAUGGCUCACAGACGACGAUUGCCAAUUGGACAGUCCGGGAUAUAGCUCCUCGACAACGGGCCAAGAACGUCGUCAUGUUCAUCGGCGACGGCAUGACCACUAACAUGAUUACUGCUGCUCGCCUCAUUGGCCAUCAAUCCAUCAACGGCAAGUAUCAGACCAAAAUGGCCAUGGACCAGUUUCCGAUGCUGGGUCAUCAAAUGACGCACUCAAUCGACAGCUUCAUCACGGAUAGUGCCAACUCCGCCACCGCUCUCUACUCUGGCCAUAAAUCUACUGUCAACGCAUUGGGGGUCUAUGCUGACAGCUCCCCCAACAAGUUCGACGACCCAAAGAUUGAAAGCAUCGCCGAAUUAUUCCACCGUCUCAGAGGCGGAGGGGUUGGAAUUGUCUCCACCGCUUUCAUUGCCGAUGCGACUCCUGCCGCACUGACCGCUCAUACACGGGAUCGAGGUCAGUAUGGAGCAGUCGUUGACUCUUUCCUCAGAGGCAUUACAAACUAUACCUGGACCAACUGGACGGGUCCUGAUGUGCUCUUUGGUGGUGGCGCUGAACAAUUCUAUCCGGGCAAAGGUUCCUUCCAGGGUAAAGACUACUACCAGGAGUUUGCCAAUCAGAACUACACCGUCGUUUUGAAUAACACCGCGCUCCAGGCCUCAGACAACUCAAGCAAGCACCUUGGAAUUUUCUCGGUCAACAACAUGGCAAAGUGGCUCGAUCGAAAUGUCUACCCAGAAAAUCUGAACAGGUCUAGCACUGCUCCCGAUGGCUCUAAAGGUGCCGCUACCGACCAACCCGGCCUCAAAGAAAUGACUCUCAAGGCUCUCGAAGUUCUCCAAACGCGCCAUGGCGACGAAGGCUUUUUCAUCAUGUCCGAGGCCGCUAGUAUCGACAAGAUGAUGCAUGUGCUCGAUUAUGACCGCGCCCUGGGCGAACUCCUAGAACUUGACGACACAAUCAAAGCCACGAUCGCCUGGCUCCAAGAUGCGGGCGAGCUGGAAAACACACUCAUCCUCGUGACUGCUGACCACGGGCAUGGGUUCGACGUCAUGGGGUCUGUCGACACUAAAUAUCUCAAUGCCCAGCAGGCACCUCGCGAGAAGCGUGGCGCGAUCGGCACGUACCAGAACUCGGGGCUUAGUCAGUAUGUCCUUGCCAACCGCUCUGCUCCGGUCGGCAGCGAUCAGAAUCUCAUUUACGGCCCUGGGGUCAACUUCCCGGCUAAUUGGGAUCCUCGGUAUACGCUCUAUUCCGGGCUGGCCGCUUUCCCUGACCACCGGGAGGAUUACCGCGUCAAUAAGAACGGACCCCGUGUGCCGGCCAUCAACAUCACGGGCUUCUCCAACGAAGACUUCUUUGUCAACUAUGUCGAUGCUGUUACUGGGUUCAUCAUUAACGGCUCGCUUCCUGUUUCGGCGGACCAAGGCGUGCACUCUCUCACCGAUGUGCCCGUCUUCACACGCGGGCCGUGCACAGAACUGUUCUCGGGUGUCUUUAACAGCAUCGACAUCUUCUACGGUAUGGCCGAGUGUCUUGGCCUAAGCCGAACGAGCCCUUCUUGA
This is a messenger RNA of Cladophialophora immunda, 2048 nucleotides long. RefSeq lists its product as uncharacterized. Lineage: Eukaryota; Fungi; Ascomycota; Eurotiomycetes; Chaetothyriales; Herpotrichiellaceae. Bases 39 to 2048 code for a protein of 669 amino acids. The transcript is spliced from 4 exons. Gene Ontology annotation, biological process: dephosphorylation. Gene Ontology annotation, molecular function: alkaline phosphatase activity. The record is from RefSeq and is a predicted model, not a curated record.